GCAGUAUUUCAGCGAUACGCACCAGCAUCGUACGCCAGCCAAAGAGCACAAAUUCACGGCGUGGACGCGCGUUUCGAAUUCAGAACAAACUGUACUCCUAGUGGUGCAAUAAAAAACGUUGACUCACCAACAGUCAACAGUCAUUAUCGUGCUCCGGGUAUAAUUGCGCGGUUUGAUCGUUUCUGCCGGAAGUUUGAUCAAAUUUGACAGUGUCUCAUCGGUGCCAGAAGUAGAAAAAUAGAUUUUGAAACUCUUUUCUGCCAAGUCUCUGAAGCAGCCACCAGGUGUCAUGCAUGCAGCAUUCGAAAACGCCGGCACCAAGAAAGGAUUGGAAGUAUGGCGGAUCGAGAAUUUUGAACCUGUACCGGUGCCAAAGAAAACGUACGGGAAGUUCCACAUCGGCGAUUCGUACAUUGUUUUAAAUACCAAGCAAAGCAAAAGUGGCAUUUUCUCCUGGGACAUCCACUUCUGGCUGGGAUUGGAAACGUCCCAGGAUGAGGCCGGUUCGGCAGCCAUCCUUAGUGUCCAGCUGGACGAUCGCCACAACGGAGCUCCCAUUCAGCACCGGGAAGUGCAGGACCAUGAAUCGAGCCUGUUCCUAAGUUACUUCCCUGGGGGAGUUCGCUAUGCUGCUGGUGGUGUUAAAAGUGGCUUCACCGAGGUGGAAACCAAUGCCGCUGGGGAGAAACGCCUGUUCCAGGUUAAGGGAUCCAAGAGCGUCCGGGUUCGGCAGGUUCCGCUUGCUAUCGGUUCCAUGAACAAGGGCGAUUGCUUCAUUCUGGAUGGGGGCUACGACAUCUACGUGUACGUGGGGCCACAGGCGAAGCGCGUCGAGAAGAUCAAGGCCAUCAGCGCGGCCGGGCAAAUUCGCGAUCAAGACCAUGCGGGCCGUGCCAACGUGCAUAUUCUGGACGAAUUCGCCAGUUCCGGCGAACAGCAGCAAUUCUUCGACGCCCUCGGAGAAGGAUCAGCCUCGGAAGUACCGGACGAAUCGGAGUGCGACGAAACCUACGAACAAGCCGACUGCAAAACCGUUACCCUGUAUAAGGUAUCGGACGCCAACGGAAGCCUAGAGAUCACCCCGAUCGGCGAAAGACCUUUGAAGCAGAACAUGCUGGACUCAGACCAGGACUGCUUUAUUUUGGAUACCGGAUCUUCCGGGAUUUAUGUUUGGGUUGGUAAGGGAGCAACGUCUCAGGAGCGAGCUCAGUCGAUGAUCAAGGCACAGGAGUUCAUCACCAGCAAGGGUUAUCCGAUGCAUACUCAGGUUCAUCGGGUCGUUGAGAAUGGAGAGACUACAGAUUUCAAGCAGUACUUUGCCAGCUGGCAGGAUAAGGGUAUGAACCAUAGUCACUUGAUAAGGGCUGCCAUGGAUGACGAUAGCUCUACCGAUGGGGAAGAGCGUGAGUUCGAUCCGGAGAUUCUGCACAUGUUCAAAAAGAACGGAGGUCGUGCCCUUGGCUUCAUGCCUGACAAUGGACAGGGUGAGGCUGAAAUCUGGCGAGUGGAAAACUUCGAGUUGGUUCCCAUUGAACCAGCUGCCUAUGGUAUGUUCUUCGGAGGAGAUUCGUACGUGAUCAAGUAUGAAUAUCAGAACAAACGGGGUGGUCAUGGAUUCCUGAUCUACUUCUGGCAGGGUAAGCAGUCGUCUACGGACGAGAAGGCUGCUGCAGCCAUGCAUGCCGUUCGUAUGGAUAACGAAUUGAACGGCAAAGCUGUUCAGAUCAGAGUUACUCAGGGCAAUGAACCACGUCACUUCUUGAAGAUUUUCAAGGGUAAACUUAUUACUUUCACCGGCGGUCAUGCUUCGGGCUUCAAGAACAUUCACGACCACGACAGCUAUGACGUUGAUGGAACGAGGUUGUUCCGUAUCCGUGGAACCUGUGCUGAUGACGUUCGUGCUGAGCAGCUCCCGGAAACGGCUAGUUCCUUGGCUUCGGAUGACGUUUUUAUUCUGGAGACUCCUUCGGGUACCUACGUCUGGCAUGGCGUUGGAGCAUCCGAUCUGGAGAAGGAUAUGGCUGGAAAUAUUGUUGGAUUGGUGUCUCCUGAUGCCACGCCUCAAAUUAUCGCUGAGGGAUCCGAACCGGGUGAGUUCUGGGCCGCUCUGGGUGGACAAGGAGACUACGAUCGGGAGCUGGAUCCAACUGGGGCACCUUUCCUGACACCAAGACUGUUCCACUGCCGUAUUCUGUUCAACAAGCGUCUGCGCGUGGAAGAAGUUCCACACUUCGAACAAGAUGAUCUCAACGUGGACGACGUCAUGGUGUUGGAUGGAGGUGACGAAAUCUACUGCUGGAUCGGAAACGGUGCCACCGAGGAGGAACGUGCCAAAUCAAUCGACAUGGCCAAGCAGUACAUCCGUACCGAUCCGUCGGAGCGCAACGAAGACACGGUACCGAUCGUGAUCCUGAAGCAGGGCGAAGAACCUCGCAGCUUCAAGCGCCUUUUCCCAUCCUGGGACGAUGGCCACUGGGAGUCCCAGCUAUCGUACGAGGAAAUCAGACAACAAGCCAUGGCCAAUAAUCAGUAACUUCCGUGUGGUCCUCUUGACCAUACAUGAGUCGCCAAAUGAACUGUGCACAAAUGUAUUAAAUUUUAUCAAAACCUAAUAAACGUCUAUAUGAGCUACUUCAAAUAUUUAAA
Messenger RNA from Uranotaenia lowii, 2646 nucleotides. Its product is annotated as gelsolin. Gene Ontology annotation, biological process: barbed-end actin filament capping; actin filament severing; actin polymerization or depolymerization. The coding region runs from base 290 to 2533 and encodes 747 amino acids. Gene Ontology annotation, cellular component: cytoplasm; actin cytoskeleton. Lineage: Eukaryota; Metazoa; Arthropoda; Insecta; Diptera; Culicidae. The transcript is spliced from 7 exons. Gene Ontology annotation, molecular function: actin filament binding; phosphatidylinositol-4,5-bisphosphate binding. The record is from RefSeq and is a predicted model, not a curated record.